Globicephala melas (long-finned pilot whale) is the source of this 5816-nucleotide messenger RNA. It is a transcript of the gene BAIAP2L1, whose product is annotated as BAR/IMD domain containing adaptor protein 2 like 1. Gene Ontology annotation, molecular function: protein binding. The record is from RefSeq and is a predicted model, not a curated record. Gene Ontology annotation, biological process: actin filament bundle assembly; actin crosslink formation; plasma membrane organization. Lineage: Eukaryota; Metazoa; Chordata; Mammalia; Artiodactyla; Delphinidae. Gene Ontology annotation, cellular component: nucleoplasm; cytosol.
GAGAGCUCACUCUGCUGGCUUGUCGUUCCUGGAUGAAGUUAGAGAUGGGGGCGUCCGCUAAGCAGAAGGGGGUUGGGUAGGAGCUUGGGCAGCCGAGGAGAGAAGAGGAGGUACGAAGUCCUCAUUGCAGAGAGUAGGAGAACAACCUACGGGGAAAGUAGUGGGAUUGCCGGGCAGCACAGGGAUGCUGGGAGAAGAUGGAGAAGAGCCAGCCAGUGUGUGUGUCAACCACGCUGGGGUGUGCUCAGUGGGGGAUGACGGCAGGAGAGAGACAAGGGAGGUGAUUAAACGAGGGGUGAUGAGUAAGGGAGGGAGUCAUUCUGUGAGAUGGUGGGAGCUCCGGAUGAGGCUGGCGGGAGUGUUAGAGCGAGUGGGGGGCAGGAGAGAUGCUUGGAUCUCUUUUCCAGAUAAAGUCAGGGGCCCGGGUGUGACCACAGGAAGGGGUGGCUGGAUCGGAGUGUUGGAAAGAUCACUGGAGGUGAGGGAAUCAAGGUAGCGAGAGACCAGGGGGUAGGAUGGUCCAUCCACAUGGGUCCGAGAAUAAGACAGGAGGAUGGAGGAAACAGUAAGCCAGGAACCAUGUCCCCAGCGAAUGAGAUGACCAGCAGACGGACAGCAGGUGAUAUGGCUGGGUGUUGAACGAGAAGGAGAUGUCACGGGAGCACGGAGGAUACUGACCCCUGCAGGAUUCUGCAGUGCGUGGGGUGUAAGAGAAGAGCACCCAUGAGUGGGCACCAGGCGAGGCGGCGAGCCAGGUUGGUUGAAUACAGAUGUGGAAGCCGUGGAUAUGGAGGGCUGACUGUAUUGCAGCAGCUGGUGUAGCAGCAUCGUAUCUGAGAAGAUGCCAGGGCAAGCUGGAACUCCAGGGCUGGGCGGCCCAGGGUGAUCAUCUCCUUCUGUCCAUCCACACCUCUCUGAUUCACGGACAGCAACAAGAGGGCAUUCAGGAAGAACAGGACUAGACAGAAUGUUAUGGAACAGUUCAAUCCUGGGCUACGAAAUUUAAUAAACCUAGGAAAAAAUUACGAAAAAGCUGUUAAUGCUAUGGUUCUGGCGGGAAAAGCCUACUACGAUGGAGUGGCCAAGAUCGGUGAGAUUGCCAGCGGGUCCCCUGUGUCGACAGAGCUGGGCCACGUUCUCAUAGAGAUUUCGAGUAUCCACAAGAAGCUCAACGAGAGGCUUGAUGAAAAUUUCAGAAAAUUCCAUAAGGAGAUUAUCCAUGAGCUGGAGAAGAAGACAGAGCUUGAUGUAAAAUAUAUGAACGCGACUCUCAAAAGAUACCAAGCAGAACACAGGAAUAAAUUAGAUUCUUUGGAGAAAUCUCAAGCUGAAUUGAAGAAGAUCAGAAGGAAAAGUCAAGGAGGACGAAAUGCACUCAAAUAUGAACACAAGGAGAUGGAGUAUGUAGAAACCAUCACUUCUCGCCAGAAUGAAAUCCAGAAAUUUAUUGCAGAUGGUUGCAAAGAAGCUCUACUUGAAGAGAAAAGGCGCUUCUGCUUCCUGGUUGACAAACACUGCAGCUUCGCAAAUCACAUUCAUCAGUAUCACUUACAGUCUGCAGAAUUGAUCAAUUCCAAACUGCCUAAGUGGCAAGAAACGUGUGGUGAUGCCACCAAAGUACCAGAGAAAAUCAUGAAUAUGAUCGAAGAAAUUAAGACCCCAAUCUCCACCCCAAUGUCUGGAACGCCUCUGCCUUCACCCAUGAUCGAGAGGAGAAGCAUGGUUGGGCGAGAUUAUGACACCCUUUCUAAAUAUUCACCAAAGAUCCCCUCGGCUCCUUCAGCCAGAGCGUUAACCAGCCCUUUGAUUGAUAUGUUUAAUAACCCAGCCACAGUCGCACAGAAUUCAGAAAGAAAAAAUAAUUCAACAGGUUCUUCAGAUGACCCCAGUUUACAGCGAUCGGUUUCUGUUGCCACUGGACUGAACAGGGUAAAAAAGCAGAAAGUGAAAACCAUCUUUCCGCACACGGCCGGCGCGAACCAGACCUUACUUAGCUUCGCGCAGGGAGAUGUCAUCACGCUGCUCAUCUCCGAGGAGAAGGACGGCUGGCUGUAUGGAGAGCAUGAGGACACCAAAGUGAGGGGUUGGUUCCCGUCGUCAUACACAAAGUUGCUGGAGGAAAACGAGAAGGAGACCGUGAGCGUGCCCGGACCAAGCUCAGUAUCAGUACGGAGCGUGAGCACGAUGAACUUAUCUGAGAAAAGCAGCGUCGUCAUCCCCCCACCGGAUUACUUAGAAUGUUCGUCCAUGGGGGCGGCUGCAGAAAAGAAAGGAGCGGUUUUCCAAAACGCUUCUACCUUUAAAGCACCAGUGUCCAAACCAGAAACCACGUCUCCUAAUGAUGCAAAUGGGUUUGCAAAGCCUCCUUUUCUCAGCAGAGAAAAUCCCUUUGCUACUGUGAAACUCCGACCAACAGUGACAAAUGAUCGCUCAGCACCAGUCAUUCGAUGAAAAGGUGGCCCCAGAUUCUUCUGGUUCCCCGUUCGGUUCUCGCUUGGGAAAUGAUAGGUAUGCGUUUGUGAUAAGUGCUGUCCUGUUGUAAAGCUUCACCGGAGGGUGCCUGAUUUUACAUGUAUUCCACUCGAGCAAUCAGUGCAUUUUCUAAUUUAACAUAGCUGGGUUUACAUAUUUCUGUCUUUAAGGUAACUACAUCAUAGUUUAGAUACAACUCAAUCAUUUAAAGUAUUUUCUUCCUAUUCUGUUCAAGAACUGUAAAUUUUCAAGAACUGUAAAUUUGGUUCCAAUCCUAUUGUAUCAUUUUCUUUUAAUAUUCUAUGAUUUUUUUUUAAUAGCCAGAAUAAGGGAUAGUUGAUGCUUCUGUGACUGGCUUUCUGCACCUGAACGCAGAUAAGAUCACAGUUUUAUUUUAUAAAGCAUGUGCUCUUAAAUAGCAUUACGAUGUUUAAAGAAAUCGCUGUGUAGAUUUGCAUCCCAGCAUGCAAAUAACCUUAAGCAAUAUAAAUUAUGAGAAUAUUGUAUAAAAUUUAACUUAAAAACUUCUAAAUGUUUGCUUAAGUCAAAUGCAGCCCUACCCAAGAUGAAGCAUCCCGCAAGUUCUCGUGAUUUAGACACAGCGCUAAGAGCACUGAGAAUUCUCCUAUCACAGCCAUGAUAUUAGCACUUGAAUACUUUCUAAGAGGUACUGAAUUUGGCGUUCUGAGUUACCAACUGGGAUACCAAUGAAAACAUGCCAGGCCAUGCCACAUGCGGGCCUGGCUCACAGGGUAAUAACACAUGCAUCUGGGGACUCCACACGUAGAAACCCAGGCUCCUCUCACUAAGCUAGUUGACCAAAGCUGCCUCCAUCACUGAUUUACUCUGAAACCUGUUGGGGUGCAAGUUUCUCCACUUUCAGUCAGGUGCUGAAACUGCAAACAGCACUGCUGAAGCCAGGAGGACCUCUGGGAGCCGGGGGAGGGUAGCGGGAGGCUGCACCUCGGCUGAGCCCCACGCCGGCAUACCCGGAACCUGGGCUUCUGCAGCGGCGCGGCAAGGCAGAGCCAGUGGCAGGGUUUCUCUCUGGCUGUCAGGGACUACGCCCAAUUUGGAGGAGUGGGGAGUGGUGAUGAAAACUCACACACAGGCCAUCCACUGUAUGGGGGCAGGGGAGGGGGGCUUGUUGCUAACCACAGCUUUUGGCUUUGCCAUGAAUAUUAUUUUUCUAUAAGCUUGAAAUUGGUCAGGGUCAAAUGCAGGUAAACCAGUGUAAGCGUGUGACGCUUUGGGUUCUUGGUCCUGUCUUCCUCCUGGCUGGUCGGCUAUGACCGCUUGGUGGUGGGGGUCUGGGACUGUGUGAGGGCUCCCAGGACCCGCAGGCUAAGGGCCUCUGUCAAGCAGCACACUUGUCUUUUGAGAGCAGACCCUUCCACCAGCGAAGAAAACACAAUCAAAUUAGUCACAUGGCCCAUUGCUCCUCUCACCGUUUAAUAAGAGUAGGGUUCAGAAGCCCUUUAUUUUCAACAGUGUGGAGGGAGUGAGGUGUAGAGACUUGUUAAUUAAGGGAAAAAGGGCAGGGGGUGUCACACCGUGGCCCCGGCCCCCAGAGCUCUGCUGCUGGGGGUCUUCUGGUUACAGGGAUGGCACAGGUCCUGGGAUUAUCAGACGCCACUUGCAGGCCCACCUGGCUCACCCAGACCCUCUACACCUCCACAGAAGGGACGACAGCCGUCACUUACCUGCGUCACACAGCACGGGAGGCCUUGCCUUAGGUCCUGGGCACUGGGGUGCGUGCUCUGUAAAUGUCAAGGUAUUAGGUUUCAUUAUAAUAAUACAAACUUGAAAACAAGCACAGUUUUUGAGCUGUAAAUGCCUAAUGAGGAAUAACAGAAGGUCGGUGUGAACUGGAUAAUGUUGAAGCUGAGUUAGGAGAGGUAACGCUCUUCUCUAUUUUGUAUAUGUUUGUUUGAAAUUUUCAUAACAAAACUUGAUUUCUGUAAGUGGCAGAUUUCUGUAAGUGGCAGUGUGCACUGAAUAAGCGAAACCAGGUGAACAACGGUAUGGAUCUCAUUUAUUUAAAGCAGUAUGUCUCACCUUUCCCAAACUGAAGACUGCAAAAAAUAAAAGCAGUGCCUUACUGAGCUGUCGUUGACCUGGGAGCCGUGCGCGGCCACACUCCCUGUGGCUCCCGCGCCCAGUCCACCCACCUCCCUUUACAAAACAGUCCUGAAGCUGAAUCCCAUGAAGCUAUUGUACACGACAUUUACAUUAGAAAAAGAGAGCUGGGUGUGGGGAAGCCAGGUGUGCUGUUCCCUUUAAGUAAAGUUUGCUCCACAGUUGGGGCAUCUUCGCUUCCUCAAGGCAAAACAGCAGAUGAACCCAAAGGGGAACAAGACGAUGGCCAAGAAGAUGCCCAGGAAGGUGAAGGAGUCCUCCAGAACCCCGACCCUGCGGAGAGAGAGGGGGCACGCGGGUUAGGGCCCUCGCAGACCCAAGGCCUGCCAGCCCAGCGGACCCCUGUCCCCAAGGCGCCCUCCACCCACGUCCACAAGCCUAGGCGCCUCCAGAGCUGGGGCGCUGGUCGUGGAGGGGACGGCCAGCUGCCACCGGUGGCUGCACAGAAAACGUGAAGAGGAGAGAAGAGCCGCUUGGGAGGCACCAGCACCUACUGAUAAAGGCAAGAACAUCCGGCUGCCAUAUAACCUGCCACAUGUUUUCUCUUACAAAAUGAGGAACAAGAGACAAAUGCUGGUUUCUAUAAAAAUUCUUAUGUCUCUGAGAACAAAACCAAGAAACCCAAAUCACUUUAGGAUAUUUUUUUCCCAACGUUGAAAAGUUUUAGACUUAUUUUCCCAUUCCCUACAGGGAAAUUCCGAAAAUAGUGACAGAGUUUGGAUUUUGUGUGAUUUUUAUUGGUUUCGGUGGGGGGAGCAGAUUCUAGUGAAAGACUAAAGCAGCCAUGUUCACACUAUGUUCACACCAUGUCACUUAUCUUGAGAAAUUUAAUCUCAAAGCUUCCUCUUCGGAAGAAGUCAUGAUAACCUUCAACGUGCACAGUACAUAAUCCCUGGGACCGAUAGGGGUCAUCCCCGCACUGUGUGCCCACAAGGGCUCCACCCCAGGUCGGGUCCUUUUCAAAGGCCCCGAAGGGGGGAAGAAGGAGCCAUGUGCUCAGCUCCUCGGGUGACGCCCAUGAUGCCCGCCCCCCAGAAGCGUGUCUCUCGGGCCCCGCAGGCCCAGCCCCGCGCCAGCUGCAGUGCAGAACCAGUGCCCCGCCCUCGGGACCCCAGCCUGUCCCCCAACGCACACACCAAGGUCCUUGGGCUUCCUGAAGCCACCUUAUUGUCCUCAAACACAGUAAGGAUCCUUUAUGCCCACGA